CUCGUAGCAUGCGUGGCCACAGCUAGAGGGAGGUUUUGUGGGCUAUUUCGCCAGCAGCCAGUGCUGUGCAGCGUUUAGUCUAGCAUGAGACAGCCAAGGGUGAGCACCCGAGUUUUCACACAAUAAAGGUGCUGAACGGGACCAAGCACUCCGGGGAUACCACCAACCCACGGGAGGGAAGCGUACCACCAUGUACAAGACCAGCUACCUGCACGAGGUGCGAAAGGAAAAGUACGAGCGCUCAGAUGUCUUUGAUGAGGAACCUGGGGACUCUGAAUGCUCUGCAGGCAUCUCAGCCAUCCAGGGAUGGGAGAGCCUUCAGGAGCUCAACAGCCGCUUUGCCCGGUACAUCAACAGGGCACGAGUCCUGGAACAACGCAAUGCCGUGUUCCGCAAGCAGCUGGAGACGCUGCAGCGGAUGGAAGAAGCCAGCGGCCUAGAGGAGGCCUUCACAGAGCAGAUUGAAGUCAACAGGCAGCGAAUCCGGGAGCUGUCGUCUGACCACGCCAAGCUGGAGCGGGAGCUGAGAGAUGCUUGCCGCAUGCUGGAUGAAUUCACCAGCAAAUAUAGAAAUGAAUGUGAUUAUCAAGAACAGCUUCGGAGCACACUGGAGCAAUUAAACAAGGAGGCUGACGGUGCUCUGCUGAGAAACCUGGAGUACCAGAUACAAUCACAGUUCCUGCAGGACGACAUCAGCUCCACCAGAGACAGACACAAAAAGAACCUUGCAGAGAUCCAGACCUAUGUAAACAUUUUACAGCAAAUCAACCAGACACUUCCCCUUGUUCCCAAUACGUCAGUGGGCAUCUCUGAGGAACAGGAGAAGCUGCUGGCCCAGAGGAAAGUGCCGGGGCUGCAGAGUCAGCUGGAGGAAUACAAGAGCGCCCUCUGUCAGCUGCAGGCCCAGAAACAACGCCUACACGCUGAGACUUCAAUGUUGGAGCAGUCCAUCAAAAGCACACAGGAGAACUACGACGACGAGAUCCAGAUGUACAACGAGAAAAUCGAGUCUCUGCGGAAGGAGAUCGAGGAGGCUGAGAGGUCCCUCGAGAAGUUCACCAGUGAAUGUCGCCACCUUGCCAUGUACCAGACGUCCCUCGAGAACGAGCUGGAGAGGUACAAGAGGAUCAUCGAGAACGAGGAUAACAGGUUGAAUUCAGCGAUAAUUGGCACUCCCAUUACCCUGUUCACCACUAAUUACCGCUACACUCACACACCCACUGCAUCGAGCAGGGGGAGAGAUAUCACCCAGGCUAUCCAAGACAUCACCAGCAUCAAGCCCCGGCAGAAGAUCCUGGCCAAGAAGGUCCUUAAGAAGAAAGAGCUGACCCCGAAAGAUGUGAUGGACAGUGGCCUGGAGGAGAAAAAUGGGGGCGCUGCUGAAGAGGCUCCAGAUGAAGACACAAGGAGGACUCCAUCUGUGGAAGUGGGUGAGGAGAGGGUGAAGAGAACAGAGCAGAGACCUGUUCUCACUGGAGUGUCUCCACAGGAUGUCCCCGACGGAGCUCAGAUCAGCAAAGCUUUUGACACUCUUUGCAACAUCGUCAGAGACAGAAUGAGGAAGUACAAGAAGCCUGAGCCGAUCGCUGACUUUUACACCAAGGGUCGUUAUGUCCUCGUCACUGGCGACGGCAGCUACCUGGAUCCAUGCUUCUGCACCUCCACACCAUCAGCCGGCCACAUCUUCGUCACUAUCAGAGACGGAAUGAUGCCACCCUACGAGCCUUAUGAACCCGUCAUACCCUCUCCUCUACCUCCAACUCCUGAGCCCAUAAUAGAUCCCAGGCCUGUCAGUCCCACCCCACCUCCUAAUGGAGGAGAAGGAAAGGACAAUAACAAGGGUGGCAAAGGUAAGGACAAUGGAGGUAAAGGUAAGCACAAGAACGGAGAGCCUCAACCUUUUUCUAAAGAUCCGAGCCCAGCCCCUUCACCCUCCGAACCCUCCGAACCCACCCCAGCUGCCACUCAUCCCAAGAAAAGCCGGGAUGACAACGGGCCAAGCGGGCCCACUCCUAAACCUGCGCCCCGCGGUGCCAGCACCAGCUCCAGCUCCAGUUCCAGCACCAGCACCAGCACCAGCACCAGCUCUAGCAGCUACACCCCAGAAGCCAUGAGCUACGAGAAGCUGGAGGUGGUGGAGUCUGUGGAGAAGUUCUCCAAUGAUCGCAAGGUUAAAGGUUACGAAGAGACUUCCAUGGUGGUGGAGACCAUGAUCGAGAAGUCCAGUAAGAAGAAACACUGAAACCACGUCACCUGACAUGAAGAGUCAGUCAACUCCACCAGGGUCCUCCAUGGUUCAGGUCCUCUGACAAGAGGACAAUGCCACUGUUCCUCAAACUACUGUAACAAGACCAAUAUUUUUGUCUCUGAGAAAAACCAAUCAUGCUUAAAGACCAACUACACAUUCCUGCUCUGAUAUUAUUCACUGCUCUUCCAUUUGCUUGCAGUCUCUGGUCUUGCGUCCAGAAUACGUUUUGCUGGUUCCAUAAGUACUGCUGUUGUUGUUCGACUUAACAACCAUGCUCAUGCUAUGAGUCCUUUACUGUCUGAAAACUUGGGACAAUGAAAAAUGAAGCUCCACACCACCAAGAAAAAAAAACAAUGAGAAAAGACAUAAAAAACUAAGAAGUUGUGCCACCCCUCUGAACUCUGUCUUAGAACUCCAAUUUCCCCCUUUGAGCUCAUUUGUUCAAUUGGAUGCCACUGCCUGCCCUCAGCACAAUUUUGCUGUGAAUUAAUUUGCUUUGAUAUAUUGAAUAAUAAAAAAGAUUCAAACAUCAA
Epinephelus moara (kelp grouper) is the source of this 2781-nucleotide messenger RNA. RefSeq names its product filensin. Lineage: Eukaryota; Metazoa; Chordata; Actinopteri; Perciformes; Serranidae. The record is from RefSeq and is a predicted model, not a curated record. The transcript is spliced from 8 exons. Gene Ontology annotation, biological process: lens fiber cell development. The coding region runs from base 191 to 2242 and encodes 683 amino acids. Gene Ontology annotation, molecular function: structural constituent of eye lens. Gene Ontology annotation, cellular component: cytoplasm; intermediate filament.